Messenger RNA from Anopheles arabiensis, 9644 nucleotides. Its product is annotated as sortilin-related receptor-like. Bases 385 to 7215 code for a protein of 2276 amino acids. Lineage: Eukaryota; Metazoa; Arthropoda; Insecta; Diptera; Culicidae. The transcript is spliced from 15 exons. Gene Ontology annotation, cellular component: Golgi apparatus; membrane. The record is from RefSeq and is a predicted model, not a curated record. Gene Ontology annotation, biological process: post-Golgi vesicle-mediated transport. Gene Ontology annotation, molecular function: protein binding.
CAAUUAUUGGCACGAGCCCGAGAGCGAGUCAGUGUCGUCGUUGUGUCGUCGCGCACGGUCCAUUGCUCCGUGAAAGCAAUAGAAAGAAAAGAACUUUUUACUUCCCCCGCACGGGUUUCACCCCGGCAGUGUGUCCUCUGUGUAUUUCUCGCUGGUGUGUGUGUGUAUUAGGCGCUGGACUCGAACCCCCACCUGGCUGACGCAGCAAUUUUUUGUGCGUGUUUUGAAAGUGUGUGCCGCAACUCCCCCCCCCCCCUCAACAAACGGUAACAAGCUCACUUCCGCUCGUCCACCAGCGGGUCGACGCAGGGUGUCGUUGCGAGCAACGGCCAUCAUUUCGCCAUUAGCAGCAGCAGCAGCAACCGCCACACUCGUCUGCGCAAAAUGGCGCGCCCGGUGGUGGCGGCGGCGGCAGCAGUGGUGGUGUGGCGAAGGUUAACGGUACUGCUGACCGUCCUCUGCCUGUACGGGCUGGUCGUGCCGACCGAGCAGCAGUCGUCGGUGCGGCACGGUUUCCCCCCGUCCGUGCUGCACGUGGAACCGGACGUCGAGGCGAGCCGCCGGCUGCCCCGCACCGUCACCCUGUCCGUGGCCGAUCUGGACGGUGAAGACGGCGGUGUCAAUCCGGAGGUGGCCGCCCUGCUCGGCCGUUCCCCUUUCCUGCGGGACGAGCUGGCGCGGCGGGCAAAGCGCGAUGCGCCAGCACCACCACCGGCCAGCAACAAGGAUGCGGCGGCACUAAACAAAACCAUCCCGGCGGCGGCGGCCGCAGGGGCUGCAGCACCGCCACCAGCAGCGGCCGGCAGCAACUCGUCCACGCCGACCAAGAACACGGUUGCGUCGGAAUUUUCCCCGUCGCCGAUAAUCAAGGCAAAGACGACAAACCUGAACGAUUCCCACGGUCAGCUGAUUGUGCACUGGCUGGGCGAGGGUACGGACGUUAUGAUCUGUCUCGCCCGCGAACCACCGGACACGGACAUGAAGUCCCCGCCGCCAUCACCCUCGCGUAUCUUCAUGUCCGAAGACUAUGGCGAUACAUUCCUGGACAAAACGGCCGACUUUAUGCUCAACAUUAGCGGCGUUAUGACCAACUCUACUGUGGAGCAAUUUUUUACGCACCAAAAAUACAACACGAUUGUCUUCAUAGACCCGCGAAAUCAAGCGAUAUUCACGUCAGAAGACUACGGCAAAACGAUAACGAUGCGAAAGCUUGACUUUACUCCAUCGGACGUAUCAUUUUACGACUCGGAUCGGCGAACUUUCCUCGUGCUGGACAAGCGCGAUCCCCAGCGGAAGCUAUAUUACACAACUGACUUUGGCGCAUCGUUUACGCUGCUGCAAAGCUACGUCAAGUCCUUCCUCUGGUCAUCGGGAGACGGAGUCCCUAUCCAUCUAUAUGUGGAACGCAAAGAACCAACAAACACCUCGUCAGUGAUUUUCUUCAACGCAGCCGACCUCUACACGGGCAACCGGCAGUUUAACGUGCUCGUCGAAAAGGUGGAAGAUUUUCAUAUCAACAAAGACUUUAUGUUCGCUUCGCAACGCCUUCCCAACAGCACCCAGCUGCUGAUCUCCUACAAGCGGGGCAAGUUCGUGAAGGCCGACUUUCAAACCGAGCUCGACAUCCGCGGCUACCACGUGGCGGAUGUGGAGGGUCGCCGCAUUAUGAUUUCGGUCGUGCACACGGAGCGCAUUUCGCAUCUGUACGUGUCCGAGUCGAACGAGGACAUGACCGAUAUAAAGUUUGUGCUGAGCCUGGAGAACAUUUUCACCUACGUGCCCGAGCUGAACUGGCGCACGAGCUGGUUGGUAAAAUCGUCCGAAACAGCCUUCACCGACCUUUACCGGGUGGAAGGGCUGCGCGGUAUCUACAUCGCAUCGAAAAUGAACCGCAUUCCGGUAUCGGAAACGAUCACACCGGACUAUCUGAUGUCGGUGAUCACGUUCGAUCAUGGCAAUACGUGGCGCCCGAUCAAGGCACCGGAAACGGACGACGAGGGAGCGCUGCUGAACUGUGGCAAGGACUGUAGCCUUCAUUUGUCGCAGAAAUUCUGUUCUCUUUACCCAGUAGCACGCUCUGUGACCAUCAUGAGCUCAAAAACCGCCCCGGGCGUCAUUAUGGCGGCCGGUGUCGUCGGAAAAUCCCUCAAAGGCCAUCCCGGCGUUUAUAUUUCGCGUGACGCGGGUCUAACGUGGAAGCAAAUCCUGAAGAACUACUACUUCUUCAACAUGGGCGACCACGGUGGCAUUCUAGUGGCGGUCAAGUACUUCAAGCUGAAGGGCGAAACGAACGAAAUCCUCUACUCGACGGACGAGGGCGAACGGUGGCACUCGACACCGUUCAUCGGCAACCAGCUGAAGGUGUACGGGUUGAUGCGGGAAGCCGAAGCGAACGGUACGAUCUUUACGCUGUUUGGAUCGGAGCAGGAAGAGCAUCGGUGGCUCAUCAUUAAGAUCGAUCUGAAGAACGCGUUCACAGCGAACUGCACGGAGGAUGAUUACAAGUUCUGGACGCCGGGAAGCUACUCGGGCGAUUACUUUAUGCCGUGCGUGCUCGGCCGGCAGGACACGUACCAGCGGCGCAAGCCACACGCCAACUGCCACAAUGGCAUCGGGUACGAGCGGCCGAUCCGGCAGGAGGUGUGCGAGUGCAACAGCUGGGACUUUGAGUGUGAUUAUGGCUUUGUGCGAAGUGGCCAGAAGCGAUCGUUCUGCGUGCGCAACAAAACGUUGACCAGCUUUGACCCGUACGCGGUGCCGGCCUCGUGUAAGCCGGGUGCGUUUUACAAGCGAACGCGUGGCUACCGGAAAAUCGAAGGCGACGUGUGUGUGGACGGCUUUUCGUCGCAGUUUCUCCCCCAAUCGAUCCCCUGCCCGAUGGAGCAGUCGAACGAGUUUUUGAUCAUCGCGCAGCGGGAAAAGAUUGCGCGGAUCGAUCUGCGCAACAACAACACGCGCACGGAGUUUGCCAUUCCCGGGCUGAAGAAUGUGAUCGCGAUCGAGUUCGAUCAGAAGCGCAACUGCGUGUUCUGGGCCGAUAUACUGACGGACGUGAUCGGCCGGCAGUGUUUGAACGGUAACGCGACGCCGGAAACGCUGGUAGACAAUGGACUGUCCUCCGUCGAGGGCAUGUCGUACGAUUGGAUCUCGGAGGUGCUGUACUUCGUGGACGGUAUGCGGCUCAUGAUUGAAGCGCUGCGAGUGCCACCCCCUGGGACAAUUCCACCGCCCGGGUCGCCACGAACGCCCAACGUACGCCACACGAUCAUCGACAGCAAGUAUCUGAACAAACCGCGCGGCAUCGUGGUGCACCCGAUGGAGGGCUACCUGUUCUGGACGGACUGGAACUCGAUCCGGCCGUCGAUUUCGCGCUCGAAUAUGGACGGGUCGGAUGUGCGGGAGCUGUUUACGAAGCCGCAGGUCGCGUGGCCGAACGGCGUCACGAUCGACUACAUGGCGGAGCGGUUGUACUGGGUGGACGCGAGCAAGGACUACAUUGCGAGCAGCGAUCUGGAUGGUAAAAACUUCCACAAGGUGAUGCAGCAGGACCCGUUCGUGCAGCAUCCGUUCGCGGUGGCGGUGCUGAAGGACGUGAUGUACUGGGACGAUUGGAAGCAGAAUUCGGUAUUUUCCGCGGACAAGGAUCACGGCAUUAUGGCGAAGCUGGUGGCGGAGAAUAUGACCAAUCUGAUGGACAUGAAGGUGUACGGGCACACGAUCCAGGUCGGAACGAACGCGUGCUCGAACAAUGAGCGCUGCUCGCACAUCUGUGUCGGAGGGCCGAAGCGUACGUACAGCUGUCUCUGUCCGGAUGGUAUGGAGCUGGUGAAGGAACGGUGCACGUGUCCGGCGGGCACUACGGCGCAGGCGAAUGGGUGCGCCCGGACGGGCAAAACCUGUGGGCCGAAGUUUUUCAACUGCAACAACACGCGCUGCGUGCCGCAGAUGUACAAGUGCGACGGGGAGGACGAUUGCGGCGAUCGGAGCGAUGAGGAGGGAUGUCCGGCGGCGAAGCCGGCCUGUCCGCCGCACAUGUUCACCUGCAAGCUGGACCAGCAGUGCAUCCCGAAGCACUAUCUGUGCGAUUUCGAUCGCGACUGUAAGGAUGGAAGCGACGAGGAGAAUUGCAAGACCCCGAACUGUAAGACGAACGAGUUUACGUGCGACAAUGGGCGGUGCAUUAAGCUGGGGUGGAUGUGCGACGGAGAGGACGACUGUCGCGACGGGUCGGACGAGAAGGACUGUCAGAAGAAGAACGCCACGCUGGUUGAGUGUAAGGCGGACGAGUUCCGGUGCAAUGUAACGAACGCCUGUCUGCCGAACCAGUGGCGCUGCGACACCGAGAAGGACUGUCCAGAUGGGUCGGAUGAGGCGAACUGUAACAACAACACGUGCGAAUCGUGGAUGUUUACGUGCGUGAGCGAUGGCAAGUGCAUCUACAAAACGUGGCAGUGUGAUGGGGCGGCCGAUUGUAAGGAUGGUAGCGAUGAGAAGGACUGCCCGAUGCUUACGGGCGGUGGCGGCAGUAUAGACGCAGGCAAGACGGAAGCGCCGACGAAGAAACCGGGCAUCAACAUCAAGCCCGGCCAGGAGUGUCACGAUUGGAUGUUCAAGUGUAACAACGAUCGAUGCGUGCCGUACUGGUGGAAGUGUGACGGUGUGAACGACUGUGAGGAUCACUCGGACGAGCAGGGCUGUGGCGAGCAGGGACCGGCGGGCGGAAAGCCGAUCGGAGGAAAUGGAACGACAAUGGCUCCGUCCGGAUCGUCGAGCAGUUCGACGCCGCCACGGCGCAAGGAUCGUACCUGCGGGCUGCAUGAGUUCCGGUGCGAUUCGGGUUCGUGCAUACCGAAGCGGUUCGUGUGCGACAGUUACAGUGAUUGUCCGCGCGGUGAGGACGAGGAGAACUGCCCGAGCCAUAAGCUGUGCAGCAACAACAACUUCCGGUGCCGCACGGACGGUAUGUGCCUGCCGAUGGAUCGGUUCUGCAACGGGAUCUCGGACUGUGUGGAUGGCAGCGAUGAGGAGUGCAAUUUUAAGCCUUCAACAUCGGUGACGACGAACCGCAACUGCAGCACCAAUCCGGGCGUGUUUGCCUGUGACAACACGUGCUUCGCGCUGAUGCUGCAGUGCGACGGCAAGCCGGACUGUUACGAUGGAUCGGAUGAGGAAAAUUGCUCCGGCAAUCGGAAAGGACGACACUAUCAGGUCACACAGAUCAGUGUCGAUCAGCGUUCGCUCAAUUCGACCAGCUUCCUGAUCUUCUGGUGGCUUCCGGCGACCGUUAGCCUUGAAUAUUUGCCCUCCAUCUUCUACAACAAUGAGUGGAAAAACGUAUCCAACUGGAUCACGGAGACGGAGUAUCGCUUUACCAACCUGAAACCGUACACGACCUACACCGUGACGACGUACGUGCGGGAGAAGGGCCAAACGAAGAUUACCCCACCUUACAUUUACUACGAAAUUGCGACAACCGAAGGAAUCCCUUCACCACCGCUGAGCGUUUCGGUCAUACAGCAGAACGGUUCCCGCGUGCUCGUCAGCUGGGAACCACCAAAGGAAGCGAACGGCAAGCUCGAAGGCUACACCAUCAACUAUCGCCCACAGUCCAAAAACGUAACGCCCGCCCAAAACGUCAAGGUAAGCGCAUCGGAAACGAGCGUCAUCAUCGACAAAGACUUCAAACCGCACGAGGUGUACGAGUUUUGGGUGAAGGCCCGCAACGGCAAGCACGAAUCGCUCUCCUCCGUCAUGGUACCGCUCACGUUCGAUGGCACAUCGUUCGUGGAGAAGGUAACCCGCAUCGAGGUGCUAAACAAAACGGCCAAAUCGGUAACGCUGCGCUGGAAGCCGGUGACGAAUGCGGACGGCUACAUGGUAGUGCCGAUCCUGCCCCAAACGUAUCCGGUGCUGCCGACGAUCAAGGUGCAAAACGCCACGGUCAUUACGCUGGACAACAUGGUACCGGGGACGCAGUACGUCAUCAAGGUGGCCGCCUACGUGAAGAACUUCUUCGGCCAGCACGAAACGACGAUCGUUUCGUUCGGCGGUGUGCCACUGCCCGCGCUGAACGUGGAGCUGAAGGAAAAGACGGACCAGUACGCGUUGCUGCAGUGGGACGAACCGAAGGGACUGGACACGAGCAAGCUGGUGUACGGGGUGUACUACGGCACCAGCAUGGAUGCGCUGUUUGAAGCCGCACGCAUCAACACAACCGCUCGGAGCAUUAAGCUGGCCGGCCUGAUGCCGUGCCAAUCGUACCUGGUCAGCGUCGGUAUCGUCGGUCCGAUCGGGCCCGGCCCGCUCGGUCGCAAUCCGCUGAAGCUGGAGACGGCUUACAAUCGUACGCUUCCACCAAAGGAACUAACAGUAGAUAUUAACGAAACUAGUCAAGAAAUGACCAUCGAAUGGCAGCAUAGCUGUGCUUUGGAUUUGACCGCAUACCCAGCAUACAUUAUUACGGUACGCGAGCUGACGCUGAACAAAACGUCCGUCGUGACGGUGCAACCGUCCAGCAACAAAACCAUGGUGCACGUGUUCCGACAAAUCCCGAAGGGUGCGGCGUACGAGAUUUCCGUCUCGACCGACAUCCCGAACGCGCAGGCCGUCCGGAUGGUUGCGUACUCGGCUCCGCUGCCCGCACCCGAUCAGCUGCAGGUGUGGCCGGAGCGUAACGGCACGUACGUCGUGUUUUGGAAGGCGGUGAAAGAUUUCAAGGACGAUGGCUUUACGUACGAAAUUAUUGUGCACGAGGGCCACGGCAUUAACAGCUCCGUGCCGCCGUUCCUGACGAUACCGGCCAAAGACCCGCCGGCGUUCAUUCAACCGGAUCAGCUGAAAUCGAUCGCUGAUCAUGGCGUCUUUACGGUUGGCGUUCGACUAAAAACGGACCAGGGUCUGUACUCCGACAUCGUAGAGACGGAAUCGUUCACCAAGUACAGUGCGUGGAUCAUGAUGGAACCGUCCACCGCCACCGUCAGCUCGGCGUGGAAGUGGAUCGUGCCGACGGUCGUGGCGAUCGUGCUGGUCGCAGUGCUGGUGUACUUCGUGCAGCGGCAUCGCCGGCUGCAAAGCUCGUUCAGCCGGUUCGCCAACUCGCACUACGACACGCGAACCGGUGCCACGCGCAUCGGCUGCACGCUGGACGAUGACGAGCACGAGCAUCAGGAGGUACCGCGCAGCUUCUCCGACGACGAGCCGCUGGUGAUUGCUUAAGCGAACGUAAACGACAGUGCAAGGUGAGUCUGGAGGCGUGUGUAAAGUUUGUCCCACGGGCGCACGGGGGCUUUGCUAAUAUAUUUAAUAGAUUACGCGUGGUAACCAUACGAUCUCUCAGAUAAAAUCCUCCUUGCCUGCGUGUCCACACCAAGACAAAAGGCAGAGGCGGGGAAGGGUUGAUGUUGAAACGGAACGCUCCGGGGGUUUAUAAAAAGUAGCGCGAACUGAGCUGAAGCGCGAGCACAGAACUGAACCACAUUAUGCUGAUACACGUGUCCGUGUGUGGUGCGCACGUGUUUUGUUGCGCAGUAAAUCCCCCAUUCAUCGUACAUUUAAUCGAGUCAGCCAGCUUCCGACGACGACGAAACGCGCGGCGUGUAACACGAUAUUAUACCGGGCCGAACAGGGAGGCCAAAUAAUUGAUAUGAAAAAAAAAGAAAACAAACAACAAACCCUAACAAAGACGUACUAAAGAAAGUCAAACAAGAGACACAAGAAAUAAAUGAAAAAAAAACUAAAAUAAGCAUUAAGAAAAAAUGUGUUAAACAAAGAAAUAGAGACAGAGAAAAGGGAGAAAUAGUGAGUGACGAGAGGAGUGCUAAAAUGGAAGCAAACAAAACUGAAAGACUAAACUAAUUUUUUGUGUAUUUAUGUGUUGUUCGUUUUAUUGAAAUAGAUUUAUUUAAAGUGUAGCCAAGUGGGAAUAGAAUUGGACAGUAGCAAAAAAACACAAAGCAAAAGAAGUAAUAAUCGUGUCGUUCUGUAGAGUACAUUGCUGCGAUACGGAACGAAAUGAAGAGCGCAGUAAGCAAAGUUUUGUUGUGGAAAAAACAGUCAAUAUAUAUAUAUUGCUAAUUGUUUGACCGUUUGUAGCAAACUCUUUGCGUGUAAACUAUUUGUACAUUCUGUUUAUGUUGUUUGUUCUUCUCUUCCUUCAAUCCUUCCAACUAUAAUGUCAUAUACAAUUUGUUUGUUUGUUUUUUUUCUUCUUACUCUCGGGUACAGCAUGUGUGUUGCGUGUUUGUCGCGCGUUGUCACGGUUUUUUAAUUGUAAUAAUAUAAAUACUAUUAAUAGGAAUGUUUAAAGAAAAAAGAAGGGGAAGAAGGGGAAGAAGGGGAAAACUGCAUAACAAUAAAACGGCAAACGGUACCACUUGUGGGCACACAGCACGUGUCUCUUGUGGGAGAGUAGAGGAGCACAGAUUUGCUCAUAGAAAGAAGAUGUAAGAAGAGACGUUUGCAAGUGUACAGAUUCUGUGAAAUUGUGGCGUGUUUUGCGAGGAGAAUAUUUGUAAAAAAAAACAAAGCAAAAAACUGUAAAAUGCUACGAUAAGUUACAAUACACAUCCUUUUAAACGGAGAAACAAGAGUGGAGAGGAAGGUGAACGCCUCAUCCUUCUUUCAAUUUUCUCCCCCCUAGAGCAAUUGCGCAUUGAAUUAAGCUUGAGUUUGAUUGAACCACGGGUAUUACGUUUCGUAUGAAUUUGUAUGAGCAAUGUUUGAAAUGGGUUUUUGUAAUUGGUAGUGAUUUUAGCAGACGCGCGGGGCAAAAACGAUCGCAUCGUGCAUCAUUAUAACAUCUCCAAAAAAUAACUGUAUUUUUACUAUAAGAUGAAAACAGAAGGGAAGCUCCUACGGGAGGAUAGAAAUAGCUCAGACAUAAAAUACUAUCAGAAAGUUUACUUAAACCCCAUUUUUUCCCGCCACCAACCAGAGGCAUACCCCAAAAAUGCAGAUAGAGAUUUGGUAGGACCGAAUGUAGGUCCCUUGCGUUGGGCUAACUCGUAGUGAUGAUCGUAACUGUAGAGGCAUCCGCUUCCGACUGCAGAUUUUGGGUAAAGGAGGACGAUGAGAAGGUAUUUGUACAGUAGGACGAUUGCAAGCAGAGCAAGAGUGAAGUGUGUGGUCCAAAAGAAAGGUAAACGAACGAUAGGUUAACUAUAUUGUGUAAUUUUUGGGUAAUUUUCUGUCUGUGGAUGUGAGUUUAUGUGUGUGUGCGCGAUCGCUUUCAUGCGGUACGGGUAGUUUUAGAACCACGCCUGACUACUAUCAAUCUACUAAAGCCGUGCAUUGAUAAGCUCUAUCAAACGGGUAGGCGAACAGAGAGAAGGGAAACAGAAGUGGAUUGUUUGGUAAAUGUUCUUCCGUUUAACAAGAAAAAUGAACAAGAAAUCUUUGGUUUCAGGCUUCUCUAGACUAGAACACACACACACACAGGACUACAAACCAAGAAUUCCAAAAUAAAAAAAAAUAAAUGAAAGAAGGUCCUUCUUCUUUUGCAACAAAAAACAGUAGUGAAUAUAAAAUAGUCCGCCAGGGUUGCAGAAACUGAGUUGUGUGUAAUUGAUUAUCUUUACGAUUAAGUAGCGAAACAAUAAAGACGACAAUGAGUAUGUGUGUGUACGUACGACGUGUGUACUCCCCCA